AUGGCUGAAACCGAGACUGGCGAGAAGCCUGAGGAGGCCCCGACUGCAGUGGGCUUUUUCGAUCCCCUGCUGAAGGAUGUGCGCCGGAAGGUGUUCUUGCAAUGGGGCCGCACUGUACUCCUGCUCUGUGUCUUCAUUCUUUCCGUCUUGUCCCUCUACUGGGCUGUGCAGUUUCGCUCCGAGAAUAAACUAUCGUCUCUCGGAGUGUGGGUGGUGGACUUCGACAACGCCCAAGAUGCGCUUGUCGGGCCUGCCGUAACGGACCUGGCAGGACAGCUGGGCGGGGGCCAGAAUUUGGGAUAUACUGUGAAGUCACCGGCCGAGUUCGAUAACGACCCAGUCGCCGUGAUCCAGGCCGUCUACGACCAGCACUGCUGGGCUGCGGUUAUCGUCUCCCCCGACGCGACCACCCUGCUCCGCGACGCAGUCUCAACCGGCAACAGCUCCUACAAUCCCAGUGAUGUCGCGCAGUUCGUCGUCAUCACCGCCAGGGACCAGACCACGGUCGAGACCUACAUAACCCCAGCCCUCAACUCCUUCGAGCUGCAGCUCCGCGCGCAGUUCGGGCCACAAUGGGUGCGCAGUAUCGCGCAGCAAUCAGCCAAUCUCACCCAGGUCCCUCAAGCUAUUAAUCCGGCAAUCGCAUUUAACACGCUGGACCUGCGUCCCUUCUCGCCUGCUGCCGCAACCCCGUCCGUCACAAUCGGCCUGAUCUACCUCAUCAUCCUCGCCUUCUUCAAUUUCCCCUUCCUCAUGCCCGUGCACGCCAUGUUCAUGAAAGGCCCUCACACGCUGAAAAUCCCCCAGUGGAUCAUCUGGCGGAUCCUCAGCUCCAUAGCAGCCUACUUCUUCCUCUCUCUCUUCUACUCCUUCGUCUCGCUCGCCUUCCAGAUCCCCUUUUCCAACGACCCGGCCCCGGACACGGUCUCUGCAUCCAACCCCAACGCCUACGGGAAGGGCUCGUUUGUGGUAUUUUGGAUGCUCAACUGGGUUGGGAUGGCCGCGCUGGGUUUCCCGUGUGAGAACAUGGCCAUGAUUCUCGGGUUCCCAUACAGUUCGAUGUUCCUUAUCUUCUGGGUCAUCACGAACGUGAGCUCCGGGUUUUAUGCGCUGGAUCUGGCGCCGGGAUUCUUUAAGUGGGGAUAUGCGUGGCCCUUACAUAGGAUUGUGAAUGCGCUGCGCACGAUUCUGUUCGGGACGCACUCGAAGAUUGGACUCGAUUUUGGGGUUCUUUUUGCGUGGAUUGCGGUGUCGCUUGUGCUGUUCCCGGUCGCGUCGUUUAUUAUGCGGUGGAAGAUGAAGAGGGGGUUGUAA
Aspergillus puulaauensis is the source of this 1314-nucleotide messenger RNA. RefSeq names its product SNG1 family protein. The coding region runs from base 1 to 1314 and encodes 437 amino acids. The transcript is spliced from 3 exons. NCBI's taxonomy places the organism in Eukaryota, Fungi, Ascomycota, Eurotiomycetes, Eurotiales, Aspergillaceae. The record is from RefSeq and is a predicted model, not a curated record. Gene Ontology annotation, cellular component: membrane.